AAACUAGAACUGAAACCUUUUUUUUCCUCUCUCUAUAACCGGCAUGUAAAUAGUACUUUGCGGCGCUUUGCAUAAAUAGCGCUAUCUUUGAUUUAAUGUUUAAAACACUUAAUUUAGAUGAGUCCGACCGUUACAUUUAAUUUUAAUUCAAAGGAAGCUUGCAUGUGGUCGAAGCGUGCGUCCUGACAUGAAAUUGUGAGUGAAUUAGUUUUGCAGAGAUGCUGUCCAUCGGUCCAGUGCUGCGUCUUGUGCGGCUAUUUUCUUGUGUCAUUGUUGUUUUACUUUUUCAAGUCAACGACGCCAAGAAGGAUUUUAAAAGCGCAUGUAACACAUGCCAGCAAAUUACUGAUAACUUCCAAAAGGGCUUUGAAAGAACAGCAAAGCAGAACUUUGGAGGAGGCAACACAGCCUGGGAGGAGAGGAAACUGUCCAAGUAUGAGACCAGUGAGAUCCGCCUAAUGGAGAUUGUGGAAGGUCUGUGUGACAGCAGCAGCUUUGAAUGCAACCACAUGCUAGAGGAGCAUGAGGACCAUUUUGAAACCUGGUGGUUUAAGAGGAAAACAAAGCAUCCUGAUCUGCACAAAUGGUUCUGUGUUGACACCAUCAAAGUGUGCUGUCCAAAGGGAACAUUUGGACCUGAUUGCAAUGCUUGUGUGGGGGGCUCGGAGAGACCGUGCCAUGGAAAUGGAAUGUGUGAUGGCGAUGGAACCCGCGGAGGGAACGGGAAGUGCAGCUGCAACCAUGGUUAUCAAGGGGAGUUUUGUUUAGACUGCAUCAACGGUUAUUUCAAUGAAGUGAGGAACGACACCUUCUCUUUGUGCACAGAAUGCCACUCUUCUUGCAAGACCUGCACCGGAGCAACCAACCAGGACUGUGAUGAGUGCAAGGAGGGCUGGGAGGAGGAUGACCAAGAAGCUUGUGUUGAUGUGAACGAGUGUGCCAAAGAGCCUUCUCCAUGCCAAGAGGAUCAGUAUUGCCUUAACUCUGAAGGCUCCUAUUCCUGCAAGGCUUGUGACAAAUCAUGCACUGGCUGCACAGAAGCCGGUCCUGAUAUGUGCCAGACUUGUGCCAGUGGGUACCAAGACGAAGAGGGGACCUGCACAGAUAUUGAUGAGUGUUCUCAGUCAGAGCCGGUGUGCACGAAGGAGCACCAGGAGUGUGUCAACAAUGAAGGCAGUUAUUCGUGUAUCUGCUCCAGUGGCCAUGAGGAACAAGAUGGCGAGUGCGUCCAGACACAAAAGCAAGCAGAGGCGAUGGAGGCAUCCCUGACAAACUCUAGUCCACAUGGCGAACUUUGAUGACCAAACAGGGAACCAGUGGGAGCAAAGUGAAGGCCCUCAUUAUUGAACUGUCGACCACAUGCACUUAAGAUACCAGCUGCUCUCAACAUCCAUCAAGACUGUUUUCCAGCAGUGGAUUUAAGAACGGAAAACUUGACAUUUUAUGCUCUCAAAGUGCAGCAUUUGUUUUAUGUUGUUUGUUGUGUUGUUUUAAAAGUAAAAGUUGUUUCAAUAAAGGUGAAUUAAUUAUG
Molecule: messenger RNA, 1531 nt
Organism: Melanotaenia boesemani (Boeseman's rainbowfish)
Lineage: Eukaryota; Metazoa; Chordata; Actinopteri; Atheriniformes; Melanotaeniidae
Gene: creld2
Product: cysteine-rich with EGF-like domains 2
Exons: 10
Coding region: 219-1298 (359 amino acids)
Molecular function (GO): calcium ion binding
Source: RefSeq, a predicted model, not a curated record